GGGAAAUCUUUCGGCCCGGAGCCAGCAACCUAGGGAAGGAGGGUGCGGCGCCCGCCUCGGCCCGCAGGGUGGGGUGCCCCCUCCCCUCCAGACCCGCUCCUGCCGGCCUCAGGCCAGGGGGAGGAGCCGCCCGCGCCCCCCUCAGCCAGCAGGGCUAUAAAGCCGCCCUAGAGCUCCUGCGGCUCCUUCGCGCCAGCCCAGCCCUUCCAGCGCAGACUGCGGUGCUCGGCGUCAUGAGCCACCGCCCGUCGGGCCUGCGGGCCAGCGUCGCAACCUCGUACCGACGCACCUUCGGGCCACCACCCUCCCUGUCUCCCGGGGCCUUCUCCUACUCUUCCAGCUCGCGCUUCUCCAGCAGCCGCCUGCUGGGCUCGGGGUCCUCGAGCUCCUCCGUGCGCCUGGGUAGCUUCCGCGCCCCUCGGGCGGGGGCCCUGCGCCUGCCCUCCGAGCGCCUCGACUUCUCCAUGGCUGAGGCCCUCAACCAGGAGUUCCUGGCCACGCGCAGCAACGAGAAGCAGGAGCUACAGGAGCUCAACGACCGCUUUGCCAACUUCCUCGAGAAGGUGCGCCUCCUGGAGCAGCAAAACGCGGCCCUGCGCGGCGAGCUGAGCCAGGCCCGGGGCCAGGAGCCGGCGCGCGCCGACCAGCUGUGCCAGCAGGAGCUGCGCGAGCUGCGGCGCGAGCUGGAGCUGCUGGGCCGGGAGCGCGACCGGGUGCUGGUGGAGCGAGACGGGCUGGCUGAGGACCUGGCGGCGCUCAAGCAGAGGUUGGAGGAGGAAAUGCGCAAGCGGGAGGAUGCGGAGCACAGCCUUGUGCUCUUCCGCAAGGAUGUGGAUGACGCCACCCUGUCCCGUCUGGAACUAGAGCGCAAGAUUGAGUCCCUGAUGGAUGAGAUUGAGUUCCUCAAGAAACUGCACGAGGAGGAGCUUCGAGACCUGCAGGUGAGUGCGGAGAGUCAGCAGGUGCAGCACGUGGAGGUCGAGGCCACCGUGAAGCCCGAGCUGACGGCGGCACUGCGGGACAUCCGUGCGCAGUACGAGAGCAUCGCGGCAAAGAACCUGCAGGAGGCCGAGGAGUGGUACAAGUCCAAGUACGCGGAUCUCUCUGAUGCCGCCAACCGGAACCACGAGGCUCUGCGCCAGGCCAAGCAAGAAAUGAACGAGUCCCGACGGCAGAUCCAGAGUCUUACGUGUGAGGUGGACGGGCUGCGCGGCACGAAUGAGGCGCUGAUGCGGCAGCUGCGGGAGCUGGAGGAACAGUUCGCCCUGGAGGCGGGCGGAUACCAGGCUGGAGCGGCGCGGCUGGAGGAAGAGCUGCGGCAGCUCAAGGAGGAGAUGGCCCGGCACCUGCGCGAGUAUCAGGAGCUCCUCAACGUGAAGAUGGCCCUGGACAUUGAGAUCGCCACCUACCGGAAGCUGCUGGAGGGCGAGGAGAGCCGGAUCUCGGUGCCCGUCCAUUCCUUCGCCUCCUUAAGUAUGAAGACGAUUGUGCCUGAGGUGGAGCCAUCCCAGGAUAGCCACAGCAGGAAGAUGGUUCUGAUCAGGACUAUCGAAACCCGGGACGGGGAGCAGGUGGUGACUGAGUCUCAGAAGGAGCAGCACAGUGAGCCGGACAAGUCUUCAGCUCACAGCUACUGAACCCCUUGGUGGGGACUCCCUGCCCCUGCUCUAGGCCAACUGUAAACCCACAGCCUCACACCUGUCCUGAAGUGGCCUUCCUUCCCUCCCACUGCAUGUGCCUCCCUCCCUGGCCCAUGGUCAAGUGGCUGGCCCCUCUCUGACACACAGAUAUGAUCCAGAUGCUUUCCUUGUUCCCUGAUAAAGAGGCUGUGACCCUGAAGACAAACCCGCUACAAAACAGGGUCCCAUGAUCUGUGGAUGAGCUGGGCUGGGCUGGUCCAGAGUCUGAA
This is a messenger RNA of Octodon degus (degu), 1909 nucleotides long. RefSeq names its product peripherin (gene Prph). Gene Ontology annotation, cellular component: type III intermediate filament; plasma membrane; axon. The coding region runs from base 234 to 1637 and encodes 467 amino acids. The record is from RefSeq and is a predicted model, not a curated record. Gene Ontology annotation, molecular function: structural molecule activity. Lineage: Eukaryota; Metazoa; Chordata; Mammalia; Rodentia; Octodontidae. The transcript has 9 exons.